Molecule: messenger RNA, 1284 nt
Organism: Durusdinium trenchii
Lineage: Eukaryota; Dinophyceae; Suessiales; Symbiodiniaceae
Source: the annotation of a GenBank genome assembly
AUGCUGGCGAAGUCUGGCCGCGUAGUUCAGAUUGCCUGGCAAACGCUGCAUUCUACAAUCCCUGAAAGUGAACUGGAGGCCAUCCGGGCUGUGAUUUGCACAACUCCGGCUGACUACUGCAUAGCUCCUCUGCUCGAAAUCGGGCAGCAUGCCAACACUCUUGCAGACAGUCGUGGAAAGCGCUACAGAGAAGGGCCAAAUAGCUUUGAGAAGUUGCUGACUAAACGAGAAAGAGAUUGCCUACAAGAGGCACAAGCAGAGUACAGCAAGCGCUUCAAAGCUGAUCCAUCAAGUGACAGGAACUUGGUGGUCUAUUUGGGAGACAAUUUUAGCAACCGCAAAACCUGGAGCGGCAGUAGCCGUCGGUUGCCGACCUUUCGGACCGGCGGUGGCAUCACGUGGUGGUGCUCUGAAAGGAGGCCCAUGACGCAUCGUGAAAAACUGGCAUCCUUGGCUUUCCUCGUAUCACCCGAAGUAGCCUUGUCUAUGGGCGUGCCGGAAAUUCCAGUGAAAGAUUGGAAACGUGCUGCUUCCGUAAGCGGGAACUCCAUGAACUUUGCCAGUGUGGCAAUUGCACAAAUGAUUGCCCUGGCAUCAUUUCGCAAGGCUGCAGAGCGACAGUACUCGCAACGAGGAAGGCCUCUCGCCAAAACAUGCUGGGGCAUUCAGGAAGUGACCAGAUUCAUGCAGUCGCAUGUGAAAGGGAAAUCUGCUGAUGACGAUCUCGGAGCUCAUGGGUGCAUGUUUGCCGAUGGCAGUCCGCAGAAUCCUUCCCCAAUGCCGCAAUUCAUCCUCAUCAAAGAGAAGUGGGGCCCAGAACAAGUGGAGAAAUAUGAGCGUGUCAAGGUUGAACAAAGUCAGGCACGGCUUCACAUAGCCCUUGUGUUUCUGCUGGAUUUGACAAUGUUUGAGGAACGUACUCUAAGAUUAAACCUUGUUGAGAGAGGUUUUCCAGCACGCAGUCAAGAAUCCCCGAAACCCCUGAAGGUUCCAGUCUUUCAAGACCCCACCAUUUCCAUGGAGGAUUUGGAAGGGGUGGAGUUCCCACAGAAUGGCUACACGUGUGAACAAGAACAGGACAAGUUUCUCAUCCAGCAUGCCGAUCUACCUGGUUUGACAGUCCAGCCUUUUGGCUUCAACUGGAUGUGCACUGUUCAAAACAAGGCCCUCAUAAUAACCUUUUCGCACCCAAUUAGUGCUGCGAAAGACCUAUUUGUCUAUCGUUUCUCGGGCUUGCUCAAAUCCUGUCUUUAUCUGGAAGAAUCCAAGGUGGUGUACACGUGA